ACUGCGCAUACCUCCUAGAACCCCACGACCUACCGGACCCAGAGACUAUAAAGGUUUAACCACCAGCUUUAUACACGCUCACCAUAACCUAGCUCACUCACCAAGGCUACAACUAGCUGCCUAUGCCCUUGGAGAGACCACAAAAAAUCACCUCAUAGAGAACGCUUGCAGUUUAGCAAGUCUGAUCAGCUAAAUACCCUUAGCUACCUCAAGCACUGCCCAGAGGUGCUCACCCCUUACAUGGAAACCCACGAGAGUUUCAUGCUACAUCCACCAUCGCAGCCGCCGCCGCUCCUUCCGGCAGCUGGCGCAGAAAGUCGCCCCGACACAUCUAGCCGCGCUGCAAAGCGCAUGGGCUACAUCAGGCCCAAGCCCGAGGCCGAAUAUCUGCUGUCGGAGUCGGAAGCGAGCUCUGAACAAAAGUUUGUGCAAUCGGAGUCGAGGGCAAAGUACCAACAUACCGAGCCGAAGGCGAAAUACGACACGGCUGUCCCUAUGCGAUCCGAGCAAGCUCCCCUUAUGGCCUCUGACACUAUGCCUAUUCAGAUGCUUAGAUCAGAUUCUAUGCCCAUCCCUGCCAUGUCUAUCCCCUCCAUGCCUACCCCUUCCCCUGUUUCCGUUAGAUCCGAUUCCACUGCCAAAUCUGCCAAACCUCUCCCCAAGGCUCCUGAGUCUGUGACCCCCGUCAAACCUACUUUCUACAUUAACCCUGCCCCCAAAUCUGCGGCUGCGGCUGCGGCAACACUUGGAGCUGCGGCUGCUGCGGUGACACCUACGCCCGGGGCGACGGCAGCGCGCCGCUCCCGCUCCAACACCUUUCACACUCAACUCGACUCCAUCCUCGACACCAGCAACAACAAUGUCGAUGUCGAACACAAAUCUGGGGCGUACUUCCGCCGCCUCCUGAUUCUCCCCGAAACGACGCCCGCGGCUACGCAGUUCCGCCUCGUGGACGUUUCCCGCAAGAUCCUCUUUGCCUUCCUGGAGCUCCACUCGUCGCUCCGUCGCUUCACCGGUUUCUGUGUCGACAAGAAGCUCACGAUGCGGAUGGUAGCAAUGUUGUACCUGACCAAGACUGAGGUUGACCACUUGGUGGAGUGUCUCGAGUCGCUCGAAGAUGGGCGUGUGGACAGUGCGGUGACGGACCGCAUCUUGCGCGCGACCGUCUCGGCGAUCCAGGCGUUUCGCAGCGUGAUCGGGGUCCUCCAGACGGGACUUGCGGCGUUUGUCGAGGCGACGGACGCGUGCUUUAUUCGGAUGUUUAUUCUCACAGUAUACGGCUCGUAUGCGGAAAUUUGCAAUGCAUAUAGAUUGUUAAACCCAGCAGCGGGAGGCGGGGCCACAGGCCAGGCAAGAGUGGUUCCGGCUCCCGCCACCACCUCGGACGCCGACACCCGCCUCUACGAAUCCCUCGCUCAUGCCACUGCCUCCGCCCAGACCGUCUUUACCCAGCUCACCGAAUCCAUUGGAAAAUCUGCUAUCGCAUCCGCAACCGCACCUGAUGCGCACCAGAUCAACAGCGUGGCUGCCGCGAAGAUACGCGAGCUUACCAAUGCAUCGGUUACAGCGAUAAGCAUCACCAAAAAGGUCUCCACGCGCCUCGAGACCAUCCGCGAGACGAGUGGCCCCGAAAAACGACGCGUCUGGGAGGAUAUUAACUUGUUCCUUAAGGCCGUGAUCAACAUUCUCGCCACGUCUCGCUCUGCCUUCCAUGACCUCCCAGUGUUGAAUGACAUUCGUCCUAGUAUGGCUGCCUUGACCAAGGCGACAAAGGACGUGACGUUGGCGCUUGAGGUGUCGUCGUACAAGUCGGGGGCAACGAAUCCGCCGCCGCUCUUGACGGUGCCGUCCGUCGUGAACAUGUUUAGCCCGAAUACAAGCAUCGGGCCCAGCACACCGACGACGCCAAUGAUUGCGGCGUUGGGUCCUGCAGCGCUGGCCGUGUUACCAGCACAGAGCCCGGGGGUAUACCCAAAUCCGUUUGAGGGAUUGAAGAUUAACAGUAGCCAGUAAUGGCGAGAUCUAGUAAUUAGUAAGGAAAAUUAUGAGCAUAUGAAUAUAUUAGAAGCAUAUCAUUUAUCGCGUACACAAUUGGCCGUAUUGUGUAAUAUAAUGAUGAGUGUGAUUAUGCAUGGUUAAUUAUACCUGGG
This is a messenger RNA of Babjeviella inositovora NRRL Y-12698, 2150 nucleotides long. RefSeq names its product Sog2p (gene SOG2). The transcript has a single exon. Lineage: Eukaryota; Fungi; Ascomycota; Pichiomycetes; Serinales. Bases 241 to 2013 code for a protein of 590 amino acids. The record is from RefSeq and is a predicted model, not a curated record.